AUGGUCACAGUAGUUCCCCAACUAACCUUGUAUGGAGAGUCGGAGCUCGCCUGGCUGCUCCCUCCAUCCCACCCCCGGACCCUCCGGGCCGCCUUCCUCCCUGUCAUGUUAGGGCGGCAAGUGACAUCAGUAGCCCAGGUAGCCCUUCAGAACCAGCGCACCUCAGACCUUCUGACUGCAGAAAAAGGAGGAACCAGCAUAUUCCUUCAGGAAGAAUGCUGCUACUACAUCAACGAGUCCGGAGUAGUGGAGCAAAACGUACAGACCCUGACUAAGCUGAGUGAAGAACUACAUGCAAGACACUUCCAGGACAACUCUCCUUUCGCCCCCUGCCUCCUCAAGUUCAUCUGCUCCCGGAUCACGGAGAUGUCAUGGACCUCUCACUUGCUUCUCUCCCCAGCUCAGACCUGCAUUAUAGUCUUCAUAGGCCUCCUGUUCACCAGAUUCUGGUUCAUAAGUGUCCUGUAUGCAACUUGGUGGUACCUGGACCGAGACAAGCCAUGGAAGGGAGGCAGGCGCGUUGAGGUCCUAAGACGCAGCGUCGUAUGGAAGUACAUGAAGGACUAUUUCCCCAUCUCGCUGGUCAAGACUGCUGAGCUGGACCCCUCCCGGAACUACCUUGCGGCCAUCCACCCCCACGGGGUCCUGGCCGCCGGGGUCUUUGUCAACAUGUGCACCGAGAGCACUGGCUUCUCCGAGCUCUUCCCCGGCAUCCGCCCCCACCUGAUGAUGCUGAACCUGUGGUUCCGGGCCCCCUUCUUCCGGGAUUACCUCAUGUGUGGGGGACUGGUGACAUCGGACAAGGAGUGCGCUGCUCACAUUCUGAACAGGAAGGGCGGGGGCAACCUGCUGGGCAUCAUUAUCGGGGGUGCCCAGGAGGCCCUGAACGCCAGGCCCGGGGCCUACAAGCUGCUGCUGCGGAACCGCAAGGGCUUCGUCAGGCUGGCCCUGAUGCACGGGGUGCCUCUGGUGCCCGUCUUCUCCUUUGGGGAGAACGAACUCUUUGACCAAGUUGAGAACUUGCCUGGCUCCUGGUUGCGCUGGAUCCAGAACCGGCUGCAGAAGAUCAUGGGUAUUUCCCUCCCGCUCUUCCACGGCCGUGGCAUCUUCCAGUACAGCUUCGGCCUGUUACCCUACCGCCGGCCCAUCACCACCGUGGUGGGGAAGCCCAUCGAGGUGCAGCAGAGACCACACCCCUCGCAGGAGGAGGUGGACCAACUGCACCAGCGCUACAUCGACGAGCUGUGCAGCCUCUUUGAAGCCCACAAGCUCAAGUACAACGUCCCCGCGGACCAGCACUUGGAGUUCUGCUGA
Molecule: messenger RNA, 1314 nt
Organism: Myotis lucifugus (little brown bat)
Lineage: Eukaryota; Metazoa; Chordata; Mammalia; Chiroptera; Vespertilionidae
Gene: MOGAT2
Product: monoacylglycerol O-acyltransferase 2
Exons: 8
Coding region: 1-1314 (437 amino acids)
Biological process (GO): triglyceride biosynthetic process; diacylglycerol biosynthetic process
Cellular component (GO): endoplasmic reticulum membrane
Molecular function (GO): 2-acylglycerol O-acyltransferase activity; diacylglycerol O-acyltransferase activity
Source: RefSeq, a predicted model, not a curated record